Molecule: messenger RNA, 574 nt
Organism: Rhineura floridana
Lineage: Eukaryota; Metazoa; Chordata; Lepidosauria; Squamata; Rhineuridae
Product: sperm acrosome membrane-associated protein 3-like
Exons: 4
Coding region: 1-444 (147 amino acids)
Biological process (GO): fusion of sperm to egg plasma membrane involved in single fertilization
Cellular component (GO): sperm flagellum; acrosomal vesicle
Molecular function (GO): lysozyme activity
Source: RefSeq, a predicted model, not a curated record
AUGAAGAUUCUUUUGCUGCUGCCUCUCCUCAUGUGCCUGACAUCCAGAGUUGGGGGAAAGAUCUUUGGGCGCUGUGAGCUGGCCCACGUGUUGAAGGUGGCUGGCUUGGAGGGUUACCGUGGAUACACCCUGGCUGACUGGGUCUGCUUGGCCUUCUAUGAGAGCCACUUUGACACAGCUGUUGUGGACCAUGAAGCUGACGGCAGCACAAGCAAUGGCAUCUUCCAGAUCAACAGCCGCCUGUGGUGUGAAGGUUACAAGCACUUUCAGCCGAACUUCUGCCAAAUGCAUUGCAGUGAUCUCCUGACCAGUAACAUCAAUGAUGACAUUGUCUGCGCCAUGCGGAUUGCUCAAGGACACAGAGGACUAGGGGCAUGGAUGGGUUGGAGGAAAAAUUGCGAAGGCCUUGAUUUGUCUGCCUGGUUGAAUGGAUGUGUCCUGUGACAGAAGAGCCAUCAAGGGGAACGAAGGUUGUGGCAGUGCUUGGCGCCAGAAGCAUGGGUGGCUGCGCCCUGGGACUAUUGCCGUCCUGGAGCUAAAUAGCACUACAAGCAUACAUCCACUUAACGCUCUG